Molecule: messenger RNA, 1378 nt
Organism: Ornithodoros turicata
Lineage: Eukaryota; Metazoa; Arthropoda; Arachnida; Ixodida; Argasidae
Product: microtubule-actin cross-linking factor 1, isoforms 6/7-like
Exons: 5
Coding region: 207-1235 (342 amino acids)
Source: RefSeq, a predicted model, not a curated record
UGAGUAUAAAGAGCCGUGUCUUUCACGUUUUGUGUGGAAUUACUGUAACUCUUCCGAGACCUGUGAGUGUGCAUGCUUCGAAUUUCACUGAGCGCUGGUAACCAUACCUCGAGCCGUUUCAAGUGGUCUCGCAGCAAAAGCUUUUUUUUUUGAGAAAGCAGACAUAAAGGAGAUCCUUCCCGGAAGGAUUCGUGGACUCACAAGUCAUGUUCAAGUUUCUGGUGGUUUUCGCCGUUCUGUUAGCCGUUGCUCAAAGCGCGCCUGUGGACGAGCAAGGCGUGGCUGCAGAAGCCGAAAAUGUCGGCGAAGAGACUAAGCCAGGACUUCCGUCACCAUCCGGGCAAUCUCCCGCACAAGGAGACGAAGUCUUAGAAGCAGCAGCUCAAGGUCCGUCUGAAGAACAACCUUCAGAAGAAGAACAGCCACAGCCAGCACCGCAAGAACCUGGAGAACCGGAGUCAGCAUCACAAGAGCCAGAAGGACCCGAACCAGCUGCACCAAGUGCAGACGAGUUAGAGUCAGGUUCGGAAGGUUCUGGUGAACCUGAACCGGAACUUCCUCCCGAUGCGAGAUCCGUUCCUGCUGCUGAGGUUGGGAGCGAACUCGCGAACAAGCCCGUCGGUCAGUUCCCGCAAGGACAUGCAGCCGUCGGUCCCGUCGCUGGAGUUUUGACCGGAGGACCUGUACCAGGAGCUGCAAUCCCUCCAGUUGCAGGUGCCGUACCCGUGGCAGGUGCACCUCUUCCAGUACCCGUCGCUGGAGUUUUGACAGGAGGACCUGUGCCAGGAGCUGUAGUUCCUCUAGCAGCAGGUGCCGUACCUGCGGCCGGCGCACCUCUUCCAGCGCCCGUAGUGCCGGUUGCUGGCACAGUACCCGUAGCAGCGGGAGGUGCCGAAGUAGUUCACCAGGAACACGCUCAACAGGAAGGUGCUGAACAACAUAACUUCCAGUCGUCGGAGCAAGCAGGCGCUCAAGGAAGUGGCGCUUUCGCGCAAGGUGCCGAGGCUAAAGAGGUCCACGGUUUUGUCCAUCAGGAAGGCUUUAGGAACACGGGUGGUUUCGAACACGAAAGUAAGAACCAGUGGGGAUCCGGUAACUUUCAAGGCAGUGCUGGACACGCCCAAGAGAGCAGUGGUGAGGAACAGAGCUACGGCGUUGCAGCUCAUGGUACAAACUACGGUGUGCACGGCAAUCCAAACGCACUGAAUGCUCUAAACUACGGCUUCGUGCCCUAGCAAGAACGUAUUCAUGCGGGACCUUGUGGAGCAGCAUCGUUGCGACACGUAUAGACACAGCAUGGAAAACUUAUACUUCACCGUUAUUUAUGCGAACUUGAUGAAACAUAGUGGUAAUAAAAAGAAAUUUAUGAAAAAAAGUA